Molecule: messenger RNA, 475 nt
Organism: Hyaena hyaena (striped hyena)
Lineage: Eukaryota; Metazoa; Chordata; Mammalia; Carnivora; Hyaenidae
Gene: OST4
Product: oligosaccharyltransferase complex subunit 4, non-catalytic
Exons: 3
Coding region: 107-220 (37 amino acids)
Cellular component (GO): oligosaccharyltransferase complex
Source: RefSeq, a predicted model, not a curated record
CGGAAGUGCCUGGUUUGGGCUUGCUCUCGCUCUACCAACUUCCGGGCCGGGACUCCUACCUGAAGCUAGUGCGCAGACCGCUCCGCGUUGAGCGCAGCUGAUCAGGAUGAUCACAGACGUGCAGCUCGCCAUCUUCGCCAACAUGCUGGGCGUGUCGCUCUUCCUGCUUGUGGUUCUCUAUCACUACGUGGCCGUCAACAAUCCCAAGAAGCAGGAAUGAAAGUGGCGCUUUCUCCGCCCCAGGGUUCCAGGACAUAGUCUGAGGCAAGAUGGAGGGUGUGAGGGGCCUUCACACUUCACUUCAUCCCUCUACCCAUCACAACAUACAAAGCAACUACACCUGGAUUUUUCCAAACAACUUUUAUUUCCUCAAAGUCUUCCUUAACUAUGGAACAAGAAGCUGCCACUGAGUAGGGCCCAGUAUAGGGGCUUUCUUUUCUACUCCCUCCCCCCAAUAUAAAAAUAUAGAUAUAUA